AUGGCGACAGCUUGGGGUGAGGUCUGUCGCCAAUGCGUCAGUACCGUCGCAGAAGUCCCAAUCCAGAUCCUACUCAUCACAAUCGCGGCUACCUUCCUCGGCCUAUUCGUCCUGUUCUCCCUUUUCAUAAUCCUCGUCGCGCCAUCCCCACGCCUCCCCCUCCCAGAAGAAAAGAAGUAUAGAACCCUAGCCAAAGAUGGCUCCGUCACAAACCCCCAACCACUCCCCUGCUGGCUCGACAGCCUAAACGCGCAACUCAAUAGCGAUCGCAAAAGCACACCCACUCCAUCUCUCGAACAGGCAGACCUCUUCAUGUCCGUCGUCGUACCAGCCUACAAUGAAGAAGACCGCCUAACCGGCAUGCUGGAAGAAGCAGUCAACUACCUAGAACGCAUGUACGGCACAGCAACAACCCGUGAAGGAAAUGCCAACACCGGUAGCGAGAGCGAGACAAACGCAAUGGAAACACGGUCAAUGCGGAAACGCAAACCAAUCACCGUCGCCAACGGAGACGCGAAUGCGAACGGCCACGCCGCCGUCGCUACCUCGAUUCCAGACCGCGGCUGGGAAAUCAUCCUCGUCUCGGAUGGAUCCACAGAUCGCACCGAGGAAGUCGCGUUCCGCUUUGCGCGCGAUCAUCAGCUCUCGCUUCAUCCCAAAGGUAAUGCUGGGCCGUGGACACCUCAGGUUUCUGAGGGUGUGCAUAUCCCGCCUGGAACGAUUCGGGUUGUGACCUUGACUGAGAACCGGGGCAAGGGCGGGGCUGUUACGCAUGGCAUGCGCCAUGUUCGCGGUCAGUAUGUUGUUUUUGCGGAUGCAGACGGAGCGAGUAAGUUUGACGAUCUGGGUAAGCUUGUUGGGGCGUGUCGCGAUGUUGAGGAUGUGCGUGGGCGUGGUGUGGCUGUUGGGUCGCGCGCGCAUAUGGUUGGGAGUGAGGCUGUUGUGAAGCGAUCUAAACUACGCAACUUCCUUAUGCAUUCCUUCCACUUGAUCCUGUGGUUGAUGACGCCUCCUAAGACUGCUACGGUUAAGGAUACGCAGUGCGGGUUCAAGCUUUUUUCGCGUCCUGCGUUGCCCUAUAUCGUGCCAUACAUGCACUCCGAAGGCUGGAUCUUCGAUGUUGAGAUGCUUAUGUUGGCUGAGUUUGCCCGGAUCCCCGUGGCUGAGGUUCCUGUGGGCUGGAGGGAAGUGAAGGGGAGCAAGUUGAAUGUUCUUAGAGAUAGCAUUGGCAUGGCCUGGGGUCUGGCUGUCCUGCGGGCGGCUUGGUCUCUUGGUGUGUAUAGACAGCGAUGA
Penicillium canescens is the source of this 1293-nucleotide messenger RNA. RefSeq names its product dolichyl-phosphate beta-glucosyltransferase. The coding region runs from base 1 to 1293 and encodes 430 amino acids. Gene Ontology annotation, cellular component: endoplasmic reticulum membrane. NCBI's taxonomy places the organism in Eukaryota, Fungi, Ascomycota, Eurotiomycetes, Eurotiales, Aspergillaceae. The record is from RefSeq and is a predicted model, not a curated record. The transcript is spliced from 3 exons.